AUGUCUUGCAACAUCUCCAUUCCCUUCUUAUAUUUACGCCAGCAGGCGACAUCCCCACAUACGCACACCCACCCACUAACACUCACCCAGAUUCUCCACGUAAUGGCCGCCACCCUAUCCCACGCAAGUCCCGUCCUAGCCGCAGCAUCUGCCUCCGGCUUCCGCGAAAGCGGCCUGCAAAGUCUCCGUUGCCUCGAAGGAGAGGGUUCCGGGCCCAGUCCCAUUGUCGCCGUGCGCUCAGCCGGUCUUCAAUUCGAGUCUGUGAUUGGGUAUUGCGAUGACGAAGAUGAAUCAUCUGCUGGCGAGCCUGUUAUUCGCAGUCUUGUGACGGAGGAGUAUCUGGCCAUGUUGAUUGCUAUGUCGGAUGAGCGGUUUAAGGUUAAUUCUGAGCGCAGGGAGAGAUUUAGAGCUACUUUGCUUGAGGCUUGGAAGGGGAAGGGGAAGUCGAAGUCGGAGGAUUGGGAGGAUCCUGUUGCCCGCAGGGAGAGGAAACGGGCCGAAGGGCUGGCGAGGAAGAAGCUUUUGGAGAGUCGGAAGGCUCAAGAUGCUGGGACUGGGGUUGAGGUUGAGUCUGCUGGUCAGGGUCAGGAUGUUUGA
This is a messenger RNA of Penicillium waksmanii, 597 nucleotides long. RefSeq lists its product as uncharacterized. The record is from RefSeq and is a predicted model, not a curated record. The coding region runs from base 1 to 597 and encodes 198 amino acids. The transcript has a single exon. NCBI's taxonomy places the organism in Eukaryota, Fungi, Ascomycota, Eurotiomycetes, Eurotiales, Aspergillaceae.